UUUGAAGCCACAGCAGCUAUAAGGGAAUUCCUCGGAAGAAUCUCGCUUCUGUCCAUCGGCAUGAUCGUUAUGCCGACCUCCAUCAUCUGCUGUAUGGGCUACGACAAGGCUUGUCUUCUGCUUUCCCUACUAUUUCUCCCUGCACCCUCUAUUGGUUCCAUGAGUGGUCUCAAUGCACGCGACAUUAACUUCUUUGUACAGGGAUUGAAAAUCCAUUCCAGCCAAAGCCCCACGACUUGCUUGGGAUCUACUCUUACGGAGGAGUUCCUAGCCAGCGGUUUCCACCAAGGUAGCACAACCGGUUAAGCAGUUCGGGGAUUAUGCCGAGGGCCGAUGUGACUGAACCUAGGAAGAUGGGGAUUUAGACCGAAGUCUAGGUCGGUCAUAAAGCAGAUUGGUUGGUUUAGGAAUUGUCGUUUGCAUGGGGACUCGGUCUCGCCCGCCAUCUCUCCUAUCUUUGUGUUCCCCUCACACAUAUCCAAUCGACGCUGAAUUCUCAUGAUAUGAGUAGCUAUAUUGAGUCGAACACUG
Molecule: messenger RNA, 531 nt
Organism: Cantharellus anzutake
Lineage: Eukaryota; Fungi; Basidiomycota; Agaricomycetes; Cantharellales; Hydnaceae
Exons: 1
Coding region: 61-306 (81 amino acids)
Source: RefSeq, a predicted model, not a curated record